Elaeis guineensis (African oil palm) is the source of this 744-nucleotide messenger RNA. RefSeq names its product late embryogenesis abundant protein Lea14-A. NCBI's taxonomy places the organism in Eukaryota, Viridiplantae, Streptophyta, Magnoliopsida, Arecales, Arecaceae. The record is from RefSeq and is a predicted model, not a curated record. Gene Ontology annotation, cellular component: cytosol. Gene Ontology annotation, biological process: response to desiccation.
ACCUGCUCCCCCUCCCCCUUCUCUCUCCGUUCCUCCUCUUCUCCCUCCUUCAUAGAAAUAAGAACCCAAGGCAUUAAGGUGCAUAGAAAUAGAUUGAAAUCAUGGCGAGCCUCAUCGACAAGGCGAAGGAGUUUGUUGCAGAGAAGAUUGCCAACAUACCGAAGCCGGAAGCUACACUCACCGACGUGUCCGUCAAGAGCUUUAACCGGAGCUCCGCCACGUUCCACAGCGAGGUCACCGUCACCAACCCCUACAACCAUGCCCUCCCCAUCUGCCAGAUCUCUUACACCCUCAAGAGCGCCGACAGGGUGGUGGUGUCGGGCACAAUACCGGACCCAGGGUGGAUCAAGGCGGCAGGAGAGGUGACAAAGUUGGAGGUUCCAUUAAAGGUGCCAUAUGAUUUCCUGAUAAGCUUGUUGAAGGACAUCGGGCGAGACUGGGACAUCGACUACGAGCUCGAGGUGGGGCUCACCAUUGAUCUUCCCGUCGUCGGCAACCUCACCCUUCCACUCUCCACCAAGGGCGAGAUGAAGCUUCCUACUCUCUCUGAUAUCUUCUAGUGAGAGGUCUUUUUUCUAGUAUAUGUGGGAGAUGAAGGUGGUCUUCUUCUAGGUCUUCUUCUAGUAUAUGGAUUAAUAAAAGGUUUUUUAAGACUUGAGUUCUCCCAGUUGCAAAAAGAGAACUUUCCUUUCUUCUCUGGAUGCUGAUAGAGCAAUGCAUGGCAUCCCCGAUCCAUGUUUAAAA